GUGGAACUACGGCAAGUGACGAGCUCUGUCAACGCUUUGUUCGCUUAUUCUUUACCAGCGAUCCGCGAAAUCUGACCUGUAAGAAUAUAUGCAGCCGUGUGAUAAUUGAUUGAAAACUCAUUCGGCGCCACCUAUUUCUGCGAUACACCGAACGCACUGCAAACGUUAAGAUCCGCGCGAGCUGCUGUGCAACAGUCAACUUUGAGAAUGAGACAUCAUAGUCUCCUCCUAUUCUUCACCUCCUGUUUUCUGUGUGUCCACUCUCGCGAGAACGCUGAGCAUCAUGGACAACGCCCCAUUGACGCGCAUGCGGAUCACUUGUCAAGUCAUGGUCGCUUCGACAAAAACAUGGUCCAGGACAGAGACCACAUUAUGGAUCAUCUGGAGGGUGUGAUUCACAAACCAGAGAAAGACAUGUCACCUCAGGAACUUCAGCUUCACUAUUUUAAGAUGCACGAUUAUGAUGGCAACAACCUGUUAGACGGGCUGGAGUUGGCGACAGCGAUCACACACGUCCACAAAGAGGAGGGAGGUGAGGACAGCCAGUCAAUAGGAGAGGAAACGCUAAUGAAGCUCAUCGAUGAUGUUCUAAGGGAGGAUGACAAAAACAAUGACGGUUACAUUGACUACGCAGAGUUUGCCAAAUCAUUGGAAUAACAGAUCACCCAGCACCAUACUGUUUCCACUUUUUUGUCCACAACAAUGUCAUCAUGAAGCUGCAGAGGCCAUCACAGUGGUGCCCUGGAAGAGCACCAUUUUCUCUUUGGAAGGACCAGUUGAUCCUAGAAGGUAGCAAAUUAAGUUUUCCCUCCUUUCUGGAGCAGCAAAUCUGCCAAUUUAAAACGGCAAAACGGGCAAAGUACCCCUUUGAACCCAUGUGAGCAAAAGCUCUACAUUUUCCAUUCUUGUCGUUUCCUAAAAUUAGUGCCUUUUUAAAGGCUGAUUGACACAAAUCAUUUUUUCCCAGUCCCUUUGGAGUGGCUUGUCAAGGUUGCAUUGCUUGCUUCUUCCCAUAUGAAGAUGGGACAGUCGGGUUUCAUAAAACAAAAAAGUGAUAUGUAGUAGCCGUGAUUGCAACAGUUUACUGAAAGUUGUGUCUUGAUGAUGAUUGUCAAAUAAUUAUACAGUACGUAUGGGCCAAUGACUGUCUGCCUCGCUGUCUUCAUGCGGCUAUGCGGAUAUGUGACAGGAACCCGUCACAAUGAAUGUAACGCAGUGCCGUCCUGUGCAAUGCUUUCUCUCGAACGCUGGCUUAGACCGUCUGGUUGCUGCUCUUUGUUUGUAAACCUUUGAAGCUAAGCACGCACGUACACCCCCCCCCCACACACAC
Molecule: messenger RNA, 1330 nt
Organism: Hippocampus zosterae (dwarf seahorse)
Lineage: Eukaryota; Metazoa; Chordata; Actinopteri; Syngnathiformes; Syngnathidae
Gene: mcfd2
Product: multiple coagulation factor deficiency 2, ER cargo receptor complex subunit
Exons: 4
Coding region: 208-657 (149 amino acids)
Molecular function (GO): calcium ion binding
Source: RefSeq, a predicted model, not a curated record